CGGAGGUGCCCGUGCGACCGCCAUUUUCAAUCAGUGCGCGCAUUUUUUUUCUUUAUAGCCGCUAUAUUACGUGUUCAUGUGUCAAAUGCCAGUGUGUCAAAUCUUGAAAAAGUUUUAAUAAAUAAAAAAAAAGAAUUCCUUUUUUUCUCUGUGCUGUUUUGGCUUUCGGUAAAACCAGAUUUAUUAGACAACGCCCGUGCAUACAAAUAGGAUUGUAUAGGCUAUGGAGAUUGCUAUUUGGAGAUUUGCUAAUAAAUCCUAAAAUAUCCACUGAGGUAUAAUAAAAAUACCAGGAAAAGAUUUUAGAGUUUCUACAAAAAUGAAAUUGUUAUGACAUUGACUUAAAAUGGAGAAAUUACGCAAUAGUAUACGUAUUAUAAGGAAGCAGAAGCAUGACAGGAAUAGUGUAUACUCUAUGGUGUCCGGCAGAGACCUGACGCCAGGAAGUUUGGAGGUUUGGGUGGAUCUGCCUGAUGAAAUCAAGUAUGAUCCUCUGUUGGCGCCGUUCAAGGACCUCUACGAAAGGCAUCAUGGUAAAGUGGAUACUUUGGAUAUCACAGAUGAAGAUGAUAACACCGAUAUCAAGAACCCAGAUGUGGGAGAUGUUGCAGAGGCAAGUGACCUGAACCAUGAGAAAGAAAAUGGCAGCAACGGAUUAAUGACAGGACAAAAUGAUGAGGUACAGGAAAUAAAGUCGCCAAGAAAAACACAGUUACACCGCCUUGCGCGGAUGCUGAAGUUGACAGUGUUGGUUACAUGUUGGGGUCUACUUACUGUAUCUCUUAUUAUGAACAUGGAGAGGUCCGAUGUGGUACUACACACCGCUGUGAAAGGCGGGGAGAUCAAAGAGUAUCAACUGCAAGCAGGCAUCGACAAGGUUAAGACCCUAAUUACACUUACUGGACCUUUCCAUCAAGGGGCCAGUGACAGUGGAAACUUAUUAUACUUAUGGCUACAUAGAGUCUACGAAACUACGCCCGAUAGUAUUAUUUUAGAACAGAAUUCAACAUUAUGGGAGAUACUUCUGCAGCCAGAACAUGUUCUAGAUUUUUCUGAGAGCGUGACAGUAUCAAAUACAGUCUCGUUAGAAGAUCAAAACGAUCCCGAAUACCGUACUCUAAUUAAUUCAGUGAUCAAUCAGACACGACAAUUUGUACAUGAAAACAUAUCAACGUGGAACCAGACUGAUGGAAAUAGUACAAAAGUAACUCUACGUUUAGCUACCACAAGCAAUAGCACAGUGCCUCUAACUGUGAGCUAUCAACUCGACCCAUUAGAGGAAACCCGGGCCAUAUUGUAUGCGGCUAUAUUGCUUUGUUUCUUGUAUACGCUAAUUAUUUUUGAGAUCGUAAAUCGCACAAUUGCAGCACUUUUAUCUUCAACUCUUGGCGUUGGUGUGUUAGCACUGAAUGGAGCCAGGCCCUCACUGGACGAACUGGUUUCUUGGCUGGAUGUGGAAACCCUCUUGUUGCUGUUCAGUAUGAUGAUCUUGGUUGCCAUACUAGCAGAGACUGGGCUUUUUGAUUACUUAGCCGUUAUUGCUUUUGAGGUAACAGGAGGAAGAACAUGGCCAUUAAUCAAUUGUCUUUGUUUCUUCACCGCAUUCUUCUCCACCUUUCUCGACAACGUCACCACAGUGCUGCUGAUGACUCCGGUCACGAUACGGUUAUGCGAAGUGAUGCAGUUGAAUCCUGUACCAGUACUUAUGUCCAUGGUAAUAUUCAGUAACGUGGGGGGAGCAGCGACCCCAGUCGGGGACCCACCUAAUGUAAUCAUAGCUAGCCAUCCGGAUGUCCUGAAAGAGAAUAUAAACUUUGCAACGUUCACACUACACAUGGGUCUCGGUAUACUGUUGGUGUGCGUACAGACAUAUCUGCAACUCAGAUUUAUAUUUCGAGACAUGAACAAAUUACGUCACAGUGUACCAACUGAUAUACAAGAAUUGCGGCAAGAAAUAGCUGUCUGGAGACGCGCUGCAGCAUCACUAUCUUCAUACUCCAGAGAUGAAGAUCUAGUCAGAAGUGCUUUAGAGAAAAAGGUAAAGAAAUUAAAAAGUAUAUUAGCGAAGAGAGAAUGUGGAAAGGGUAUAUCUAAAUUGGACCCAAAAUUCAGUUCGACUUUGGCGCAAAUGAAACAAAAAUAUCGUAUCAGAGAUAAACAACUGUUGGUGAAAUCAACAAUAAGCGUUGCAUUUGUGGUCAUAGUGUUCUUCUUACACGCCAUACCUGAACUACAACGACUAUCCUUGGGGUGGACCGCGCUUCUCGGAGCUUUACUGCUGCUCCUCCUGGCUGAAAAAGAAGACCUGGAGCCCAUACUAGCACGUGUCGAGUGGUCCACGCUUCUGUUCUUCGCUGCGUUGUUUGUUUUGAUGGAGGUACUUACCAAAUUACGGCUUAUUGAUUGGAUAGGCAAAUUAACUGAAUCACUCAUAUUGAAAGUAGGCGAAGAAUCCCGACUUGCUGUUGCCAUCAUGUUAGUGCUAUGGGUAUCUGGAAUAGCGUCAGCGUUUGUGGAUAAUAUCCCGCUGACAACCAUGAUGGUACGGGUCACUGUUGCCUUGGCAGACCCCAAGGGGCUGGGGCUGCCAUUAGCACCAUUGGCUUGGGCGUUGAGCUUUGGUGCCUGCCUUGGAGGCAACGGGACAUUGAUCGGCGCGAGCGCUAACGUGGUGUGCGCAGGAGUGGCCGAACAACACGGGUACCGGUUCACAUUUAUACAGUUCCUGAAAAUCGGCUUUCCGGUCAUGUUGGGGAAUCUUUUAGUCGCAUCAGCUUAUCUCUUAUUUUGUCAUAACGUAAUCUAUUGGAACUAGGUAAUAUGUGUAAUUAUGUAUCACAGACAAAAAUAUUAUUACAUAAUAUUUUGUAAUGUUAUUACUAAUUGGAAACAUUACCACACCAACCAAUCGUAAUGAAUAUGUAAUCAAAGUUUAAUAUUCUUGCCCAGCAGUGGGACACUAAUUAAGGUGUAGAGAAAUAUAUCUACAAGUUGAGUUUUCAUAAGUACAAAAAGAGCUCAAAUAUACGAUAUGAUUAAUAAAUUAAUCUAAAUUAUUGAAUAAAAUAAAUUAUGUAAAUUAUUGAACAUUUUGAGUACAAUAAAUAAAUUACAUCGACUGCAACAGUCCCUCCUUAUGACCAC
Messenger RNA from Achroia grisella, 3144 nucleotides. Its product is annotated as P protein-like. The record is from RefSeq and is a predicted model, not a curated record. Gene Ontology annotation, biological process: transmembrane transport. The coding region runs from base 347 to 2815 and encodes 822 amino acids. The transcript is spliced from 19 exons. Gene Ontology annotation, cellular component: membrane. Lineage: Eukaryota; Metazoa; Arthropoda; Insecta; Lepidoptera; Pyralidae.